This is a messenger RNA of Saccoglossus kowalevskii, 1441 nucleotides long. RefSeq lists its product as uncharacterized. The record is from RefSeq and is a predicted model, not a curated record. Gene Ontology annotation, biological process: protein phosphorylation; positive regulation of kinase activity; cell surface receptor protein tyrosine kinase signaling pathway. Gene Ontology annotation, cellular component: signaling receptor complex; plasma membrane. NCBI's taxonomy places the organism in Eukaryota, Metazoa, Hemichordata, Enteropneusta, Harrimaniidae. Gene Ontology annotation, molecular function: ATP binding; transmembrane receptor protein tyrosine kinase activity; calcium ion binding.
AUGAUUAUUAAGGAUUUUGUUAAAAACUGGAAUUUUCCAAAUAUUGACUUGAACAACUGGAUGCUUAGUCACUCGCAGCUGAAUGUUGCAGGACCCAUUAUUGGAUCCGGUGAAUUCGGAAAAGUUGAAUGUGCUUCUCUGCAGAUAGAAUCAGUCUCCAUACAGGUAGCUGUGAAGUCGGUGAUUCCAGGUAACUGUAGGACAGCCUGUUACCGCGAUUUUUGCAAUGAAGCAGAACGCUUGAUAACCUUACAAGAACACAACAACAUCAUUAAACUGUAUGGUUUUGUAACUAGAGGAGAUCCGAAGUAUAUCGUCAUCGAAUACGCCAAGCAUGGUGAUUUGAAGUGUUAUCUGCAUACUCUGAGAAACAGCGUGAUUACAGUCGCCAUAGAAACAAGACUUGUGAAGAUCGCUAUGAACGUUGCCUCCGCAUUAGAGUACAUGGAAACAUUGAGGGUAAAAUACGUAGUUAAAUCAUGGACACUGUUGUUUAUGGCAAAUGAACCACUUCGCACGAAGUGUGCCCCCUCUCCCGGUGAAUUCAAACGAAAGUCUAAAUUCUCAUUUCAGAUCGUACACCGUGAUCUCGCAUGUCGUAACAUCCUUCUAACAGAGGAUUACAUAGCAAAAAUUGGUGACUUUGGUCUGAGUCGUGACGUAUACGAGAGUGGAGAAUACUCCCUUCUGCAAGGGGCUGAAGGUCAAGGUCCCUUGCCAUUGAGAUGGAUGCCACCUGAAUUAUUGAAUAGAGGAAUAUUCGAACCCAAAAGUGAUGUGUGGUCAUUUGGUGUUGUCAUGUGGGAAAUAGCUUCCUUGGGAGAAACUCCGUUCCAAACUCUUCCAGUGUUUGUAUUCAGUAAAAUGUUGGACGAUGGCACAAGACUCCAUAAACCAAAUAACUGUACAAACAAAGCAUAUAUUCUUAUGUACAAAUGUUGGCUUAAACAUAUCGAAUCUCGACCCUCACCAAGCACAUUGCUGGAAGAACUUGAAGAGUUUUUGAGUGAAAAUGAGAAAAUAUUCACCAAUAUUCAUCCAGAUGCGCUGAGUCACGUGGUAGACGAGUCACAAGUAUAGAUGUGUGUUGCAGUGUUACCUAGCAACGUGUUUUAAAUCGAUAUAAUAUUUAUACUGCCAAAGCGAAGUCAGCGUGGACCUUCCGUUGCGAGACACGAUACAAACGCAGAUAGUUAUACAUUUUGAGAAUAAAAACAAGCAGGUUAGACAUAUAUAGACCCACACAAUAAUAAAAGCAAAAUCUUUCAAAAUACAUCUUCCAUGAUACUUGAUGAUGCAACUAAGUACUACUCGGAAACACACAACUAUACCUAACCAACUGAUGUGUAAUGUACUGUUUAGUCUUAUUUUCUAUAUCUUGGUAAUUCAUAUAUUUAUAAAGCAAGCAAUUUGUAGUGUACCGGUAGUAGUAUACAUGUUC